AUGAGUGAAGUCGUGGUUAGCGGGGUUCGGAGACUGAGUACCAUCUCUGAACACGAUCCAAACGAUGUGGACUCCCGGUCUGAGGUCUCUCUGGGGGGCAGUGAGUGGGCUGGAUCCAGGACGUCUCUGUGUUCGAAGGAGAAAACUUUGAGCAGCAGCGGAUUCACUUCCUUCGAAUCCCAUCAGCCUGACGCUGGAGAGGACUGUGCCACAAUCUUGCUGGCCUGUCUCUUCUGCCGUUUCUAUGACAUCGUAGUCACGUUGCCAGGCGCAUGCGGACGGGCAGUGACACGAUGUUUCCCGUCCUGUAAGUACUUUGACGCCUCCAGUGACCAGAAUCAAGGGAAGGAUUACUGUGACUGCAGUGUGAAUCUGGAUUGUAACCUCCUUAAUGUGUGCCAGGAAACCAGUGAAUUUCUAGAACUUGCAAUGGAGAUUUCUGAGGUGUGCUACCGCUGA
Chanos chanos (milkfish) is the source of this 459-nucleotide messenger RNA. RefSeq names its product myoD family inhibitor domain-containing protein 2-like. Lineage: Eukaryota; Metazoa; Chordata; Actinopteri; Gonorynchiformes; Chanidae. Bases 1 to 459 code for a protein of 152 amino acids. The transcript is spliced from 2 exons. The record is from RefSeq and is a predicted model, not a curated record.